CAUUUAAUCUUCUAUUUUUCGUUUUAUUCACCAGGAGGUGAAAACAAAUCCGAAUAAUUACGACGCGUGGUUUGAUUACCUUCGUCUGAUGGAAAGUGAGGCAGAUCCCGAUGCAGUGAGAGAAGUUUACGAAAGAGCCAUCGCCAAUAUUCCACCCGCCGAGGAAAAGCGUUUAUGGAGACGAUACAUUUACCUGUGGAUCAACUAUGCGCUGUACGAAGAACUUCUGGCGAAGGACAUUGACCGCACAAGACAGGUGUAUCGUGCAUGUUUGGAUCUUAUACCACACAAGAAGUUCACUUUCGGUAAAGUCUGGCUGUUGUAUGCACAGUUUGAAAUCCGUCAGAAGGAUCUCAAGGCAGCACGGCAGGCGUUGGUAAGUAGAAUGCGUAAUUUCUUUAUCUGGGUGAAUAUUUGAAAUGGGCGGGCGUAG
This is a messenger RNA of Pocillopora damicornis (cauliflower coral), 433 nucleotides long. RefSeq names its product crooked neck-like protein 1. The record is from RefSeq and is a predicted model, not a curated record. NCBI's taxonomy places the organism in Eukaryota, Metazoa, Cnidaria, Anthozoa, Scleractinia, Pocilloporidae. Gene Ontology annotation, biological process: mRNA splicing, via spliceosome; spliceosomal complex assembly. Gene Ontology annotation, cellular component: precatalytic spliceosome; U2-type catalytic step 2 spliceosome; post-mRNA release spliceosomal complex. Gene Ontology annotation, molecular function: protein binding.